This is a messenger RNA of Branchiostoma floridae (Florida lancelet), 890 nucleotides long. RefSeq names its product acyl-coenzyme A thioesterase THEM4-like. The transcript has 4 exons. The coding region runs from base 19 to 630 and encodes 203 amino acids. Lineage: Eukaryota; Metazoa; Chordata; Leptocardii; Amphioxiformes; Branchiostomatidae. The record is from RefSeq and is a predicted model, not a curated record.
CUCUGUGUUCCAAGGAAGAUGGCGCGUCAAGUAAACUCUCAGAGAAACCAAGAGGAAGCGGUCAUUGACCUAGCCUGGCCAAACGAGGCGUGGUCGGACGUUACCAAAGAGAUUUUCCACCAGUUGAAUGCUGGGACGGAAAAUGGCGACUGGACGCGUCAUCCGGGAUAUCUCCGGACAGGAGAAAGGCGUCUGUACUGUAGGAAUAUUUCGGAACAGGGAAAAGGGUUCGAGUACGCCAUUUUUAUCAAUAAAAGGGAGCAGCGAGCGACAUGUGUGUGUCAGUUCGGGCCAUACUUGGAAGGACCGCCGAGCCAUGUGCAUGGGGGCGCUGUUGCUACAAUGCUUGACACAGUGAUGGGUACCUGUGCAUAUAACGUUCUGGAAGGUUUUCACUUGACAGCAAAUCUCAACAUUAACUACAAAAAGCCUGUUCGCUUAGGAUCUACCGCCAUUUUUCUCGCCAAGGUGGACAAACAGGAAAACCGGAAGGCUUACCUCUCUGCCUACGUCACUUCCGCUGACGGGAGCACCACACUCUGCGAUGCCACGUCACUUUUUGUCCAACUCUCACAAGAGCAGAUGGAGAAAGCCAAGAAGUACCUACCUCAAGAUUCUCACAAUGAUUAAGUCGUAAAGGCUGAAAUGGCAGUUGUAUAAGGAGACAUAAUACAUUAUAGGCUGCUUGCUGUCACAUGACGUAUGUACUGUCCGCCAUGUUGGAUGCUUAAACCCGGAAGUUGGCCGAUAAACUGGAUUUCAAUCGUAUGAUGUAAUUAGUUACAUACACUGUGAUUUCAUGGUUAUUACAUAAUACAUAUACGAAUCUAUAGAUUUAAUACUUCUAUGAACGCUACAAUGUCAGAGACAAAUUACUUAAUGAUAAUUCC